GAGAUACUCGUCGUACUGCAUACCUCCAAAUACACUGACAUAUUUGUUUGAAGUACUUCUUCUAGCAUCUCCACAAUCAGCUUUACAAUCACUGCAUAUCGAUGGUGCUUAACACAAUUCUUCUACUCAUUUAGUUCACAUCUUUCUGAACUGUUUUUCUGAAAAAAAUCACAUAUAUGUUCGUGGAUUUAUGCAAAAUCCUUUCUGUUCUAUGUAGACCGUAUCUACUUCUGUAUACAGGAUGAACCACCGAUUUCUUAAUAUCUGGUGCUUUAAACAUAGUAUGCUACUGGAAUUUUAAAAAGAAAAUUUUUGUUGUGUUAGAAGAAACGGAAUAUUAGUUCAAGUGUUAAAUUCCUCCAAAAUACUUUUAAUUUUCAAUCUUUUUUUAUCUUUUUUCGCGAUCACUACUCAACCAGCCCAAAAGAAUCGCUUAAAUCUGGGAGUAUUACAGGAUAUGUAAACAGGAAUUUACUGCAUUCGGUCACUUUGGUAAACCUAAAGAACUCAACGAGAAGGCUAUUUGCAGAAUUGUGACACACUAUUGAAAUGGCAAGUGCAAUUCAGCCAAAUAUGCUUUAUUCCCACUUAAAUGUACGAUGCCGCAUACAUCACAAAGGCUUUCACAACAGAACUCACUACAAGGACACAGAAGACGACAUCACCGAAGGCAACAGUCAUCCGAUUCUAUAACUUCUACUAGCCGAGACUUCAGUACAGGUCGUGCUAUAAAUCGUGAAUCUGAUUAUCCUCAAAAACAACUUACAAGAAAACCAAGGCCAGUGAGUUCACACAUGCCUAGAGGAAAACAGAAUUCACACUCUAGAGAACAAUCGAUUUCAUAUCAGUACCCCAAUAAUCACCUGCAUGAAACGAAAGAAAAUAAGAGAGGCAGAUUAACAAAUAAAGAACAAAUGAAUUAUCGUAAAAGACUUUUAGAAAUGCAACGUACAAAUGAUUCAUCAGGUUCUAACUCCAAUCCAAACAAAAAUGACACUAAUCAUACUAACCAUUUUCAUCCUCUUUCUAUGAGUGUAGAAGAUGCUUAUUCACGUAGAUAUUCACAAAUGCAAAACAUUCCACGUCAUGCAAAUCAAAAAAGAGGUAUGUAUGACGACCGAAAAAGUCCUCCGACAAAUCCUAUGGAAUAUCAAAUCAAGAAGUCUAAUUUAGAUGAAAUCGUUGGCCUUGCUGCCAAUGACUGUCAUUUACUUAAUUACUAUCCGUAUGGAGUAAAUAUGCCAAAUGAUCCUUUGAAUGAGUGGAAUUCAAACAAAUCUCAAGCUUUUCCUUCAUAUAACCAAAGUGGUACAAAUAUUGGUAGUAGUGGUGGUGCUGGGGGGAACCUUGGCAGACAGCAAGUUCAGUUUGGACUGAAUACUUUGGAAAGUUUUCAACAAGGUUGUUUAACUUCUUUGGCCAGUAUGCUACUUUGUCCGCAUACAAUACUUCCUAUUAUGGUUGGAUUAUUUAGUAAUUUUGGGUCACCUUAUGAUUAUGUACAAAAAUUAGGUGAAGAAUUAGUUUACUUAAAGCAAUCAAACCCAUAUUAUUAUGAUCAAGCUCAAAUUGGAUUCAGUUUUUGGCCUGGAAUUUUACCAGUUAUAAUUGCUAGUAUACUGGGUUAUAUUUUGGGCUUAUCACUAGGAUGGCAACUAGGUUUUGCUGUUGCUGCAACAGCCACCUUACUGUAUGCAUUAUUUUUUGGUGCAAUACUGUUUGGCGUACAUGUUAAACACUGGUCAAGAUCGAUUGAAUUAGCUGAAACGAUAUCACGUUAUAUGAGAGGAUGUAAUCUAUUUUUUAACAUUCUCUUCUAUCGCUCACCACAAGCCCCCCGGGUUGCUCAACCAGUAAGAUUAAUACCAAUCAGUAUAAAUCUAUCUAAUUUCUCUACCAGUACUGAGGCAGCUGUACAUUUAGUCGAGAAAAUGUGGAUCUCUAUUGAACAGAAGUAUGGUCGUCUAGCUGUAAGAUUACAGUGGGCCAGUAGGGAUGUAUACGGUGAUUCUACAAAAACUUACCGUAAAGUUUGUUGCCUUCCAUCAUGUUUAUGGGUAUUUGUCAAUAUAAUCACUCUACUGAGUAUGACUACACUAAUUGCAGUUGACCAUUCAUUUUCAUCAGCGGAGAAUGGUAGUAAAACUUCGACUACAAAAAUUGAUGGUGAUGGAAACACUUUGACAGAAAAUUUAAAAGUAUUUAUUAUUGUUUGUGCUGUUAUAUCUGGGCUAAGCUUUCUCAUCCUGAUUGCAGCUAUAACACCAGGGAUGUUAAAAUUGUUGCAUGGUCGACCAUUUCAGCAUCCAAUCAAAAAACCAUUCUAUCCAGAUCUUGAAAGUUAUACAGACAUUACACUGGAUAGUUGUUAUGGUAACAGUAUACGAAAAUUGUAUCCAGAACAUAAUUGUAUUGAAACAAACCAAUGUGGUAAUGGAGGUGGAGCUACAUGCUUUACUUACGGAAAUUACAAUAGUAAUAAUAACCAUAGUGCGCGUCAAAUGUUAUGCAGCCCAAAUCGGUUAGCUUCAGCUGCAUCUAUGGCUGCCGCAGCUGCAGCUGCAGCUGUUACUGCAGCAGAUCGACACUGGAGACAAAUAGAAAAUGCCAAAAUGACUAACCAUCAUCAUUGUCAUCAGCAAAUUUAUGAACGAGGUCAGUACAAGCCUAACAGUGAAUUUGACAUCGAGGGUAAUCUAAAUGGAAUAAAUCCGAAAAUAGAUAGCAAUUCCAGUUGUCGUGAUGAUGACGAUGAGAAUGAAGAAUCAACUGAAGACGACUCAAAACAGUCUGAUUCAAGUGAGCAUAGCACUGCUGAAGAAGAAGAAGAAGAAGAAGAACAUGUUUCUCGAAAUGAUGAACUAUUAUUCAAUUCUGGAGAGUUCUUAAUCAAUGGUCAAAACAUUCCAGCUUCACAUCACAGAAGGGUUAGCAAAAAACAUUUUUUUAGUCCUAGUCGAGGCAAAUCCAAUUCGAAAACAUUGCGGAAUAAUAGACGACGAAAAACUAUAUCUGUUGAACGUCAGAAAAAUGAGCAGCUUCUAAGACAGUACAUGUUGGAUGCGUGUUCUGUGUUAUCUAUGUUGGACCGUAGAAUAGGUGGUCGACAAACCCGUUUAAUAAUCUGCAUUAGUGGAAUCACCGGAGUGGUAGAGAAUUCAAUAACAAACAAGAAAUUAUUAGAUUUUAUGCAUUUGUUAGACAACAUUUUAAUGAAGCCUCCAACUGGUGGAAAGAGCUAUGAUGUCCCUUUAAUACUUGCCCCCAUCGGUGCUCCAGAAAAAGUGAUGAAUGACAUCCCACCUACUGUUUGGGUGCCUAAUGUUGUUGUGAUUGUUACCGCCAACGUCUCAGGUAUAUGCAGUGAAUAUUCAAGAAUGCCUUCAUUGAAUUCACCUAAUGCUGGUGAUCCUAACUUAUUGAACUCAAUGUCUUCCUCACAAAGAUUGAUAUCAUCCAACCCCACGUUCGGAAAUAAUAUCAAAAUAUGGCACUAUAUUCAUCAACUGUGUCAUUUACCUAUCUACAUUGAAGACGAACCAACUGCCUUCAGAGUAUGCGAUCAGAUAAAUGAACAAUCAUUUAUAAGCCCUGCACGAUCAGCAUCAAAUAUACAAAAUUUACAAGAGACGAAGAAUGAAAUUCCUCAACCUAAAUCUUUGAUAGAUCUAUACACAGGGAAUCAUGAGUUAUCGCACUUCAAUAAAAAGAAGUUUCGCCAUCUUCUAACACUGACAGCUUUCAUGGGUCGAAUGUUAAAACUUGAUCGAUUGUUUACCCAGCGUACAAUUUAUAUGAGUAGUCAGAAAAAUCCCUAUUAUCUUAAUGCCCUACAAUAUUUCGCCAAUGAACCAUCGUUAAACACUCUUGUAACAUGGUUAUGCUUUUUAAUUCAUUGGCCAUUUCAUGCUGCUUGGUUGGGUGUAUUUAUAGAUAAUUAUCAAAAGUGUGAAAUGAAUGUACGCGUCAAUUAUUUACUGAACGAUAAUACAUCACGUUCACAGCCCGAAGGUCUGAAUCAAACAUUGAAUGGUGUGAAGGUCAAACAAUUUGGAAUAGAACAACUAGGUCCAAGUUUAACUGUUCUAUAUACACGUGUGCUGAAAAGGCUUGGUCCUCUUCUUCAAACAGUACGUCUUAAAGCUCUAUCAUCAUUUUCAGUUGGAAGUGCGACAUGCCCAACAUCAGCAACGAUUCAUUCAAUUAAUGAGCCUUUUCUUACCAAUGAAUUAUUGACAAGUACUAACAAAACCUUAAAAGUAUGCGAACUAGCCUUUUAUGAUAAAGAUCCAGCAAAACUUGGAGAGUUUUUAAAGUUGUGUGAUUCCACUCAAUCUGGGUCGGUAUCAAUCAAUCAACUUUUAAGAUUGAUGAAAUUAACACCAUUCAUAAAUCCACAAAUCAGUAAAUGGAUUAAAGAAGUAUUGUUGCCAAAAUUUAAUAUUGUUGAGAACAAUGUCGAGGAAAAAGGAAGAAAAACAACGAGUUCACGGAGUAGCCAACGUUCACAAACGUUUAAUGUUAAAGUAGAUCAAGAUAUUGACCCAACUCACCCAGUAGAUACCAGAAAAGAAUCCCUUAGAUCAUGGAUAUUAAAAAUGAAGGAAUCUGUUCCAAAGAAACCUUUGAAUCAGUUCACAGUAGAUGAAGUUUGUCAACUGGUAGAAAAAAUUGUCAUUUUUACUUCAAAAUAUCAAGUUAUUAACGUAGUAAAGUCUUGUCAAAAUAUCAAAUCACAAUUUCAAUCGACGAGUAAUGAAACUGAUUCAACACUGAAUAAACCAUUAAGUUCUGAAGAAUCUGAAACAUUAAUCAAUGAUCCAAUACCGCCGGCAGCUGUGAAUACAACAGUUGAUCAUGUACUUAUACAUUCAAACAUUAAACGUUAUACAGACUCAAUUCGAAAGUUAAAUAUUACUGGAAGUGUUUUAGAUUUAUGUUCAUUGAAAGAUUUAGAAGCAAAAAUUAAUAUGUUACCUGUUGAUUGGAAAAUGUUUUGUGCAUUUAUACAACAUUUAAAACAAACAGAGUGUAAAGAAACAGUAGCAACAAAAAUCCCUAAUUCAAAUGAACACUUCAGUUUACUUCAUGGGCAAUUUCCACAGAAUCACCAACAUCAGAAGAUAACACAAACAUCAAGAUAUAAAUUUAAUGAGAUAGACAAAUCUUCAGUAAUAUCUGAAGUAAGAAAAGAUCAGUUAAUGAUGAAUACAGUGAGUGAUACCAGUCUCACAGUAAAAAGUGCACCAUUAACAAAAGAUUAUCAGUUUGAUAAUGACUUAAAGUUAUACGAUCAUAGUUGUAAUGAUAAGAAAGAUAGAAUCUCUGUAACUAAUAACAGUAGAUCUAUGAGUAUGACAGGUGUAAAUAAGCUAAGUGACAGUAAGAAUAAUGCAGAAAGUUAUACUCAUGUGCCAUAUUAUAAUGACACCAAUGAACUUUCUAAGCAAAAGGAUUACCCUCAACAUCACUCUAAAAUGACUGAACGACUAAUUGAUAAUAUACCAAUACCUUGUGAGAAGCAUCAGUCGAUGUUAGAUUCAAAUAUUAUAUCACCACAGUCAAGAAAUAUGCAUUAUAAUGAUAAAAUUAUUAAAUCACAAUAUGAACUCAGGUCUAGACCAUGCCCUGAUAGCAUUCAUCAGAUAUCACAUCAAAAGUUAAAGCAUCAAAAAUCACUAGAAUCUAGAGUAACUUGUGAUGGAAAUGAAUGUGACUGUUACUUGCAUAAUUCAACAUUCCAGGAUGCAAUGACAGUAUAUCGGGCUUACACACUACCUCAUUCCUUACAGUUACAUCAACAGAAACAUCAUCAUCAAUAUAUGCAUGAUCAUGCAGUGCAUUCUCCUAGAUUGUUAAACACUACCUUUUGUAGUCGUCAUCGUUUAUAUGCAGGUGACAGCAAUUUAGCAAAUGCAAUGACAGCAGAAGAAGAAAUGUUAAGUGACAAUUUAGAAUCUUCAAGUCAUAGAUGCAUACAGUGUAAACCUGCUUUUCAUGCUGAACACCAUCAUCACUGCCCUCAUCAAUGUAUCUCUGAUCAACACAGUACGUAUAAACUAGUCAAUUCAAGUGCACCACAUUCACAUAAAACUGCUGAAUUAAUGCGUCAUUCCCUAGAGUUACCCAAUACUCAUAAUCAUGAUGUUAAAAAAAUUACGCCGUCACAAAUCCCAGUUAUACGUCAUUUCAAUGUGACUACUGACUAUCCACCACCUUAUAAAAAAGACUCAGCUUCUACUUCAUUGGCUGGUGAAAUAGGCGAUGAAGUUGCUGAUAUGAGUCAGAUUAGUGCAGAUGAAAAUGAUGCAGAUGACACUUCUGUACUACUUGAUCAGAAAUUGGAAGGUAGAAGACUAAGACAGAUUUCAGUUGGUGCUACCGCUGAUACAGUUAUUUAUUCACAUCAGUGUGACUGCAGUUACUGGUAUGCGAAUGAACAACAACCGCCACACUGUCAACAUAAUGGUCAUUAUAAUUUGAAACAGUCAAAUGACAAACACAAUGAAAAUUCUGGAAAAAUAAUUCAUUCUGAUAUACAGGGAGAACAAAUUAAUUCUAGCCUAGAUACACUCAGCACUACAACAAACAGUAGCAGUAAUAAUAGUAGUAAUACCAGUAUUAGUAACGAUAAUGCCAGUGGACAUAGUCAAUUAGAUGCUAUCAAUUCAGCUGAUAGUUGUGAUCAAAUUACAUCCGAAUCCUCUAGUGAUAAUACAGUUAACUCAAAGUGAUGGUUUAAUUAAUUAUUCUACUGAAAUUCACUAUGACAAUUUGUCUAAUACAAAAAAACCAAUUAAAUCUACAAGAAAAGUACCAGUAGAAGAAAAGAGAAAAAGUAAUAAAGCAUAAUAGUCCAAUUUUUUCAACUGUCAAAAGAAGAAUUAAAUUAUACCAACUGAUGGCAAGUAUUAAAUGCAUUUCUCCUCUUUUAAUUAGUCAGCAUCAAAUUGUUCGCUGGUGAAUGCAAUCAUAUGAUGUCAGUUUGAUUACUAACCAUUUCUUAUCAACACACCCUCUGAAAUGCAUCAGCCUAAAUUAAGUUAGUCUACUUUUACUUAUUUGCAGAUGCAAAGUCUAUCAAUAAUACCUGUAAAUUUAGGAUUUAGAUAAUAAAUUAUUGACUUAUAUUUCUUAUAGACAAUAAUUCAUUGUAAAAAAUAAUAACAACAAUAAUCAUAGUAAAGAGACUGAAGGAUUAUUAGCAGUGAAUUUUAUUCAACUUAGGUAAUUAUUGAAACACAUGAACAUUGAAUUUCUUUUUGCUUGUUUUUUUCAACUAUGUGAGCUAAAUGUUUGUUUAUGUAUUGAGAUAACCGUAGUAGUGAAUGAUCUGCAGUUGCAUUUAUGAUCCUAAUACUGCUUUUCUUUCUAUUUUAUCUUCCAAAUUGUAUUCCUUGUCAAAUCAUUCAAAUAAAUGUUGUAAUCGCUUUCAUCGUUA
Messenger RNA from Heterobilharzia americana, 7441 nucleotides. NCBI's taxonomy places the organism in Eukaryota, Metazoa, Platyhelminthes, Trematoda, Strigeidida, Schistosomatidae. The record is from the annotation of a GenBank genome assembly.